AAACAUGAAUUCUGGAAUCUUACAGGUCUUUCAGAGGGAACUCAUCUGCCCCAUCUGCAUGAACUACUUCAUAGACCCGGUCAUCAUAGACUGUGGGCACAGCUUUUGCAGGCCUUGUUUCUACCUCAACUGGGAAGACAGCCCAUUUCUUGUCCAGUGCUCUGAAUGCACAAAGUCAACAGGGCAGAUAAACCUCAAAACCAACAUUCAUUUGAAGAAGAUGGCUUCUCUUGCCAGAAAAGUCAGUCUCUGGCUAUUCCUGAGCUCUGAGGAGCAAAUGUGUGGCACUCACAGGGAGACAAAGAAGAUGUUCUGUGAAGUGGACAGGAGCCUGCUCUGUUUGCUGUGCUCCAGCUCUCAGGAGCACCAGGAUCACAGACACUGUCCCAUUGAGUCGGCUGCUGAGGAACACCGGGAGAAGCUUUUACAGAAAAUGCAGUCUUUGUGGGAAAAAGCUUGUGAAAAUCACAGAAACCUGAAUGUAGAAACCACCAGAACCAGAUGCUGGAAGGAUUAUAUGAAUUUAAGGCUAGAAGCAAUUAGAGCUGAGUAUGAGAAGAUGGCUGCAUUUCACCAUGAAGAAGAAAAACAUAAUUUGGAGAUGCUGAAAAAGAAGGGGAAAGAUAUUUUUCAUCGACUUCAUUUAAGUAAAGCCAAAAUGGCUCAUAGGAGGGAGAUUUUAAGAGGAAUGUAUGAGGAGCUGAAUGAAAUGUGCCAUAAACCAGAUGUGGAGCUACUUCAGGCUUUUGGAGACAUAUUACACAGGAGUGAGUCCGUGCUGCUGCACAUGCCCCAGCCUCUGAAUCCAGAGCUCAGUGCAGGGCCCAUCACUGGACUGAGGGACAGGCUCAACCAAUUCCGAGUGCAUAUUACUCUGCAUCAUGAAGAAGCCAACAGUGAUAUCUUUCUAUAUGAAAUUUUGAGAAGCAUGUGUAUUGGAUGUGACCAUCAAGAUGUACCCUAUUUCACUGCAACACCUAGAAGUUUUCUUGCAUGGGGUGCUCAGACUUUCACCUCGGGCAAAUAUUACUGGGAGGUCCAUGUAGGGGACUCCUGGAAUUGGGCUUUUGGUGUCUGUAAUAAGUAUUGGAAAGAGAAGAAUCAGAAUGAGAAGAUAGAUGGAGAGGAGGGACUCUUUCUUCUUGGGUGUGUUAAGAAUGACAUUCAACGCAGUCUCUUUACCACCUCCCCACUUAUGCUGCAAUAUAUCCCAAGACCUACCAGCCGAGUAGGAUUAUUCCUGGAUUGUGAGGCUAAGACUGUGAGCUUUGUUGAUGUUAAUCAAAGCUCCCUAAUAUACACCAUCCCUAAUUGCUCUUUCUCACCUCCUCUCAGGCCUAUCUUUUGCUGUAUUCACUUCUGACCAGAGACAAAUCAGAAAUGUGUUCACAUGCUGUGGGAACCCCUUUAUCCCAGGAAGUCCUCUUCCUUGUGCCUUAACAUACAGGACAAAUAGGCUCUAUUUUAUAUCUUGAAUUGCCUUCUAAUGUUAUCAAAACUCAUUUAUUGUGUUACUAUUAAAUAUGCUGAAAACGCU
Messenger RNA from Gorilla gorilla gorilla (western lowland gorilla), 1537 nucleotides. RefSeq names its product putative tripartite motif-containing protein 49B. The coding region runs from base 5 to 1363 and encodes 452 amino acids. The record is from RefSeq and is a predicted model, not a curated record. The transcript has 6 exons. Lineage: Eukaryota; Metazoa; Chordata; Mammalia; Primates; Hominidae. Gene Ontology annotation, molecular function: zinc ion binding; protein binding.